Messenger RNA from Hypoxylon trugodes, 2559 nucleotides. RefSeq names its product glycoside hydrolase family 47 protein. The transcript is spliced from 2 exons. The record is from RefSeq and is a predicted model, not a curated record. Gene Ontology annotation, molecular function: mannosyl-oligosaccharide 1,2-alpha-mannosidase activity; calcium ion binding. Lineage: Eukaryota; Fungi; Ascomycota; Sordariomycetes; Xylariales; Hypoxylaceae. The coding region runs from base 477 to 2285 and encodes 602 amino acids. Gene Ontology annotation, cellular component: Golgi membrane; endoplasmic reticulum. Gene Ontology annotation, biological process: carbohydrate metabolic process; N-glycan processing.
CUCUAGCUCAAAACUUAAAUGGCAACAUCCUUCCCGACAGUUAUGAUGAUGCUUAUUCCUACUCUAAAUAAUAGAGUUAAGUUACUGACAAUGACGUGAGAGAAAAGUAACUACCUAGGUGCAUUCAGCUAAGAGCAAUAGAAAAGUUAUGAUGUUUCAUAAGGUGCAGUUAUGUCUUUGUUUCCUUACUUUUUAUCCGACCGAUCGUCAAUCUUCCAAAAUUAUAACAAAAUACGUAAAUACGUACCUCUUCGUGGGGUGACUAUCACUUACCCAAAUCUACUAAUAUCGUCAGGGGGAGAUUGAGGCUUUGAAGAACCUAGCAUUCUGAUGUGAAACUUGUUUGCAUUCCAACGAGUCAGCAAAGUCUUUGUCGCAACGGCCGUUCGCCCGCCCGUUUCAAUGUCUUAUCUAGCGAUUCUCUCAGGUUAGAUGCAGUCCCGUCAAUCCCAAUUGUCUGCCUUAAUUUCGCAAAUAUGGCCUUUCGACGACGCUUCUGGCUCCCAUUCGGGAUUGCGACAUUGCUUCUUUUCUGCUACUAUUCCUGGUUAACCGGGGAUGCUUACCAAUGGGCGGGCGCUGGAAGCCUAUCACCGUUAACGCAUAGGCCACAUGUCGACCCGAAAGCCUUCGACGAUGAGGAUUAUUUCUGGAGGAAAUUGCCUACGCAUUAUCCCGUUAAGGAUAUGGGAACAUUCCCAAAUGGCAAACCACUCACACUCCCCAAGAUCCAGGUGGUCUUCGGUGAGGAAUCACGCGGUGAUAAAGCCGCUCGGGAACGAAUGCUAGAUGCUGUUAGGAAAGAGUUUCUUCACAGUUGGCAUUAUUAUAAGACCAAGGCAUUCAUGAGCGAUGAGUUGGCUCCUAUUAGCGGAAAAUCCAAAGACACAUUUGGAGGCUGGGGAGCCACCUUAGUCGACAGUCUAGAUACGUUGUGGAUUAUGAACCUAAAGGAAGAGUUCGAAGAAGGUGUUGCUGCUGUUGUCAACAUCGACUUUGAAAACAGUUCACUCGAAAAUGUGAAUGUUUUCGAGACCGCGAUUCGCUAUCUGGGUGGUUUCCUCUCGGCUUAUGACUUGAGUGGAGAUCAACGGUUGCUGCGCAAAGCUAGAGAAGUCGGCGAUAUGCUUUAUAAAGCAUUCGACACGCCGAAUCGCAUGCCAAUCACCCGAUGGGAUUUUGACUACGCUAAACAGGGAGGGCAACAAGAAGCGCCCGGAAUGUCAUUGCUUGCCGAAGUUGGUUCUCUAUGUAUGGAGUUCACCCGCCUAUCUAUGAUAACCGGGAAUCCGAAAUGGUUUGACGCCACCGAUAGAGUCAGGGAAGUCUUCGAAGAGCAACAGAUGAAGACGCAACUACCCGGCAUGUGGCCCUUUACGUUGAACCCUCGAGAUAAGAUAUUUACCGCAGACAACACAUUCGGACUUGGAGCUUUGGCAGACAGCACGUAUGAAUAUCUACCGAAGAUGUAUGCUCUGACGGGUGGACUUUUGCCUUCUUACAAGAAAAUGUAUGAGGAAUCAAUGAAGACCGCUCUUAAACAUCUGCUAUUCCGACCCAUGGUUCCGGAUUCGGCCAAUAUACUCAUAUCGGGUACCGUGCAUACAGAGCAAGCCGACGGGAAGACGAAUUUCAACUUCGAUUAUCAAGGUCAGCACUUGGUCUGUUUCGCCGGUGGGAUGCUAGCAAUCGGCGGGAAACUGUUUGAGAAAUCAGAGCACCUGGAUGCAGCUAGGAAACUAACGGAUGGCUGCAUAUGGACAUAUAAAACGAUGCCACUCGGUAUAAUGCCUGAGACAUUUUUCAUGAUUCCUUGCGACCCGAGUAAGGAGUGUCACUGGGAUGAGACCCAGUGGAAGCAAGCCGUUUUGAAACAGGCGGGUGAGCGCGAUCUGACAAACAUGGACAAGGCAGACGACAUAAUCGCCAAGUCGAAACUUCCGAAGGGAUUCACGGAAAUCACUGAACCUGAUUAUCUCCUAAGGCCCGAAGCUAUAGAAAGCGUCUUCAUCAUGUACCGUACGACUGGUCGGCGCGAACUCCUAGAGACGGCUGAAGCUAUGUUCAACGCCAUCAUAAAGUAUACGGAGACGCGUUAUGGCAAUGCUGCCUUGAGCAACGUCAAUGUUGAUGACAACCCCCCGAAGAAGGAUUCGAUGGAGAGCUUCUGGCUAGGCGAGACGUUGAAAUAUUUCUUCUUAAUAUUCAGCGAUCAGGACGUCAUUAGCUUAGACGAGUGGGUGUUCAACACGGAGGCCCAUCCGUUUAGGAGAUUAAUUCGAUGAAUGCUUUCGUAAGAAUGUAGCAAUGUAUUGUAUUAUAAUGGGUUUCAAUGGAAGACUAGGUAGAUCUCGGGUUUAAGGUAAUUGGUUGGUAGAAAUAUGGUCGGUGCAUCCAUAUUGUAAGAUAGCCAAAUUAAUGGAAUUUUGGAACGUCUAUACUCUAUAGAUUCAUUUGAGCUUGAAUCUUCAAUUAGCGGUGUAUUUCAAGGUCAAUGCGGAUCAACGUAACGUCCUUUUGAAAGGAGCAGUUGUGGAAGUUGCCGGUGCGGCGCAGAUU